AUGAACGUGCGGUUCGUCUCCCUAGCACCUCUUUUUCAAAAAAAUGUAGAAGAUUUCACUGGACCUAGAGAAAGAAGUGAUCUGGGAUUCGUCACAUUUGACAUUACUGCAGAUCUGCAGAGUAUAUUUGACUGGAAUGUUAAACAAUUGUUUCUAUAUUUGUCUGCAGAAUAUUCAACAAAAAACAAUGCUCUAAACCAAGUGGUCCUUUGGGACAAGAUCAUGUUGAGAGGAGAUAACCCAAGGCUGUUCUUAAAAGACAUGAAGUCAAAGUACUUUUUCUUUGAUGAUGGAAAUGGUCUCAAGGGAAACAGGAACGUCACUUUGACUCUCUCCUGGAAUGUUGUACCAAAUGCUGGCAUUCUACCUCUUGUAACAGGAUCAGGACAUGUGUCUGUACCUUUCCCAGAUACCUAUGAAACAACAAAAAGUUAUUAAAUUAUGAUACCGAAUCCUAAGCAAGAUAUUUUUAUACUUGUAUAUUGUGAAUAAAUUUUAUCGCGGUUUCUUCUCAGAUCCCAUGCAACCCUUCUGUGAAAGGUACUUAAAUUUCCUCAGGUCUAACAGCAUAGGAAAAGGAAAUGAAAGUUCAGGGUUUUUCUUUAAAAUAAAACAUUGAAGCUGAAACUUAAGUGAAAGGUAAAUUGCAGAGUAAUGGUUUGGGGGGGGAACUGAGGAAUUUUUUUUUUUUCUUUCUCCUGACCAUCUGGUUAUAGAUCUCCUUUUCUUUUAAAUAAACAUUUUUAAACCGGAA
Molecule: messenger RNA, 754 nt
Organism: Nipponia nippon (crested ibis)
Lineage: Eukaryota; Metazoa; Chordata; Aves; Pelecaniformes; Threskiornithidae
Source: RefSeq, a predicted model, not a curated record